CUUUGUGUUUGCUUUACCCGCGCUCUAUGUCUUUCGCGUUUUCCUGUUUUCAUGAGUGCUUUCCGAUACUUUUCUGUCGUUGAUGCGGAACAUGUAAUUUUUGCAUAAUAUGACCAUACGAAAUUUAGUGGACAUUCGUGAUAUGUCAACUUUUCACGCUACUUUCAGGCUGUGUAAUGCAGAAAUGCAUACCACCAUGUACAGAAAAUUCCAAGCGCCGUCACCUUUUUGAGUUUGUCAGCGGAUUUUUGAUGAUGUAUCUUGUUUAUGGACCGUAAUUUCCUUCGAAUAAUUUAAUCUUUUUAGCCUAGUUGUUCAUAUGCUUGCUCAAGCCAUACCGGCAUACUUGAUGAUGGUUUUUCUUCCAUCAUCUGUUGCUCAGUAUGGCAUUUUAGUUUUCUCAAUGGCAUAUUUAUCUUCAGUACAUAUUCACAGGUGCAUGUAUAACCCUCGACUUGAUAUCUCUGCGGCUCUGAUGGUGCAAACUCAAAAGCUGUCUUCUUUGGCUUUUAACAUCAAUGAUGGAGUAAAGUUGUCAAAGAAAGGAGUAGCUGACCAAGAAUACCACAAGCUUCAUGCCGUUGAACGUCGACCUCGUCUUCUCCAGUUGGGUGGAUAUUUAUUCUCAUUUCAUAAUGUAAUGAUUGGCCCCUUCAGUUUUUUUGCUGAUUAUAUGAGAUUUAUUCAGGGUCAAGAAUCAGAUCAGCUCCUCGAUGAAACUGAUAAAAAGCGAUUCGUAAGUUCUACAAAGCGUAGUCGCCUUUUCAUUUAUGUUCAUUUAGUUUAGUAAUUGGAAAUUUAAUUAGCCGAAAUCGAUAUCCACUUUUUAAGUCUUUUAAAAUUUGAUACUCGUCGUAACAGUAUGUUUUCAGCGCUUACAGUAAAGGUAAUCACUAUACAUGUGGGUAAUUAGUUGUCAGUUAGUCAGUCAAAUGAAAUAUAUUCUCCACUAACCGUUAGUUACUAUGUAAUUUCUCUAUGCCUUUUAGUCACAUAAUAAUCCAUAGAAGAAUCAAUAUUAAGCAUUGCUGUUAGAGAAUAGAUUUUUAUACUACUGUCAAUAAUCAAAAGUUUCGGACGUAAAUAUUGAUAUCCCCGGAGUAAUUAGUUUACAGUUUUAAGAAAUAGCAGUUGUAUGAACUCGAGUUCUGUCAAGGUCGUAAGUAGGAUGGUUCUUCAAUGAUCUGCAAGGAAAAUGAGAGUAAGUAGUAGAGGCCGUGUCCACCUGGGAGCGUGUUUGCAGUACCUAAGGGAUGGCUACUUGAGGUCAUUGGUCCACGACGUUUUGUAAGUGGUUUCUGAUAUACCAGAUUCCGAAAAACCCCGAAAAGACUCGUAUUUUCCAAACUGGAAAUCCUGUGGAGAAAAGCAGUGUGUUGUUUUUAGUAUCAAUGCUUUACGUUUCCUCUCUUUUAAAUUUUAGGAAGGUGACAUUGACAGAAUUCUCAGUUAUUCUUGGGGAACAUCUCACUACUUUCAUUCCGCAGUUGUAAUGGUAGUAUACUGUUGCACUCGUUCCUCAAAGUAGCUGCUUGCUAUCCAAUUAAUUUGCUCGGGAUAGUGAUAUUUGAGAAAAUAAACAGAUUUUAUUGUUUAGUUUGUUCGAGGUCCAUGAGAUCGAACCAUAGGACAAGUGAGCAGUGGUAUUGAUAUAAUCCGAGUACUGGUUAGCUCUCUGAGGCUAUCUAGUACCAAUGACCUGCGGCUAACUAAUGGUACGAUAAAUGUGAGAUAAGAGCUAAGAGUAACACUAGAUGACUUAUUGAUCCAGAAUACAGUUUCCAACACUCCGAUGGCCUGAAUAGAAUACAAUUCGGGAAGUAAAUGGCUUCUAAUUGUGCAGUUCAAAUUUAUGAAUCACUCACACCUAUAUAGAACUAAAUCCCGAGCACAUAUCAACUAAAUCAAGAAACUGAAAUAUUUUCACGAAUGUCCCCUAAAUGGAAGAGAAUUAAGUGAUAAGUCCGUGAUAAAUUAACAGUAACUUCCAGUAUGUAUGACACGCAAUUAUAGUUUGCGUGUCAAACAAAAGUUUGCAAGUACGGGAAUACAAAAAUAUAAGUUUAAGUAUUUAAUAAUCAUCAGAAAAAUUAUAAACCAUAACUUCAUAUAGGGUCGUUUAAAAGGUUCAAUUUUGCCUAAUAUUUAUGCUAACGUAGCAGGCGGUCAAAUAUCAACGGAUUAGCGUUCCAAUCAAUUUAGAUCGAUUGGAUUAUGUCAACAGUCAUUGCUGACCACCUCAAGGUAGCAACUUUGGUUUGAAGUUUGUCGUGUAUAUCACUAAUUGAUUAUUCCUACAAUCAGUCAUUUCAGUAAGCUAUAACAUAGAAAUAAAAAGUAAAAUGUGUUCAAAUGUUUAUACAGUACAUUUAAUGUUUACUAUUGAAAUGAUAAAUAUCAUUAAACAAGUUAACAGACAUAAAGUAUGAUCAUGUGUGCAGUUACUAGUCUUCUAUCGUAUUUAAGUCAUGUAUAAUCCGUAAAAUAUUUAAUGUGUUGCCUAGAGAUUCUCGAAUUCUGUUUCUGCAAGAUUUUUAGGGUUGAACUUGCUGACUAUUAGUGUCCUAACGUUUUGUUGUGCUAUUUUAUUUGUAACACCUAAUAUAUAUUUCUAAAUUUAGGAGGAUAACAAGGAGGCGAUACGUUCCGCUAAAGUAAGUAUGCGCAAAAUGUUCCAGCUAUUACUGUUUCAUUGUAACUAAGUUAUCAUGAGAAAAGUAUGUAGUACGGCACUGCUAUUAAUAGUAAACUUGAUUGUGAACAUUUGUCCACUUUACAUACAGUUUUAUUUGUUUCAACAUAUCUACCGUAUAAUAGAUAAAGUUAUGAAAAAAUUAAGGCAACCCAUUGUAUCACUAAAUAAAAAUAGCAAGAAUUCAGUAAAGAGAAUUAUCUUCUAGACGAAAUCGUUUACUCAAACUGUACAUUUGUGUCUAUAGUUGUUUGCCAAAUAUGUGUCUUUAGGAAGAUAAAAAGAGAUUACAUCAGAAAGCAAUGUGAAAAUAAUUUACUGGCUCGAAUUAUAAAAGAUAGUUGUCCACUUGACAUGUAUGACGAAAAAUGAAAAACUCUGUCAUAAUAACAAUUGGAUGAUAAUCAUAAGAAAGUAUUAGAGGAUAGUAAUAAACGAUUGCGGUUUAUGAAUUGUACAAAAUAGAAAUCAAAACAUAAACAAGACUAAAGCACACUGGAAAAUGACAUUAAUGCCAUGGAAGUAUAAAUGUUUGAAAAUGUUACUUUUAAAUAGAGUUCAAGCAUCAGUUGGUGAAUUGCCAGUGCCUCAGCAGUACGUAAGUUCUUAAUCCGACCUCCCUUUGAUCUUAUUCUUUCCAUUAUGUAGAUUAUUUUGAAGGAAGAUUUGUUUGGGGCAACGUAGCCAAAGUUGAUGAGGUGCUCCUGUAUUAAACUAUUCAGUGUUUUAAAUUCCCCUCCUAAAAGUCAUACCGAGUAAUACCCUGCAAUGUGUUUAUAAAGGGUCUGUUUUGUGCAGCCUAUCUGACCUGCUCCGCAAGAACAAGUAAGCUUCUAGAUGCACAUCGUUGUGACCCUAAACGAAAGUGUACUCUUGAUACAUCCAUGAAUGGUGGCCCGAGUUAUAAAGACAAUACGAAGCUCAGCUGAGUAUAAAGUCUUCCUCAAGGAUUUUAAAAUUUAUUUUCUAUUGAACUGCCGUUGAUCUUUCAAUUUGUAGUUUUAGUGUUAAGUUCCUGUCAAUAAAUCUAUCUGAUUGACCACUUCUGAUAAGUAUUCGUCGAAACUGAAGCAGUUCGUCUAUUGUUUAAAAUUUUCUCUACGCUCUCGUUAUUUUUACUUAAUAAUUUUAGCAUGAAGUAAAUAACAGUAGUCGAUUCGUUCUAUAUGUCUCUAAACUCAUUAAAUCGAUUUAUUGUACUAACUAUUCGUCUCCUUUCUUAUCAAACAUUUCAUGUCGAUAGAAUUCAAUUAUUGUUACGUACUAAACAAUACAUGAUAUUGGUUACUACUAAGUAGAUAAUUAAUCACUUUACACAUGCCAACUCUAUAUAUGGUUAGUUUUACAGUCCGAUUAUUUUAGUGAUUACAUCUUCUAAUGUGACUCAUUGAUGUAAGAUUGAGUCUCAUGAAAAAUAUUAGUUCCUUCAAGACUGCUGAUACAACUUGCUCAUAAGUGCCGAAUAAACAGAAAUUUAUAUCCAGAGCUUCUUACAGAUUGUUCCCAGCCACUUGGGAUUAAGAAAGAAUAAUCGUACAGAAGAAUCAAUGAAUUAAUGGCAAUACAUAAAUAAGUAAACUCACAAACUUCGAUCUCCGCAUAUAUUAACUAGUGCAAUUCAUUCGCCAAAUAUAAGUAUGUAUACUCGGCUUUGAGUCGCACUUCUGUGAAAGCUAAUGAUACUACUACUCAGUUUUCUAAACCAAAGUAGUUUGUACACGGUUCAGAUACCCUCUUUAUUGAUUGAAAUUAAAGUAGACUAACCAUUGAUCCAUCACAUACAACAAACAUUCUAAAGAACAUAAUAAAAAUUACAUUUUCCAUAAUAAUGGUAUCUAACUUGACAAUAUACAGCGCACAUCGAUUUCCAGACUUUCCAAAGACAAUCAAAUCUAUCUGUUGUACAGUGCGUCAGUGUGCAAAGGUUCAUAAGUAUAUGUUCGAGGACAGUGACGAUAAUCCAGUUAGUGUCAUCUUGAAAUACUUGCUUCGGUGGCUUUGAAAUAUCUUACGGAUUUCUUUCCAACAACCCACUAUGUAUAGUAUGUUAUUUAUAAGUGAAGUUCGGGUUUAUUGAGCAGUGUUGCAUUCUGUACUACUCUGUGGCUGUAAAAUUAGAAGACGUGUAAGUUGGAGGCUUUUGAUCAUAUUUAUCUUCAAUGCAUUACUCAUAUAUCGCUUAAGCAACAUUGAGGUUGAGCACAGGGUACUAGACGAAGGUGGGUAGUCGGUUGGUGAGAUUGAAAGUUUUCAUGAUUUGCGGUGCACUCAAGACAUGUCACGUAUACCUAACCACUGAUUACCUGGUGCAAUUUUGGUUUAAGAGUUUGAAGAGGGGUAGGCAGUCCGAACCACGACAUGAAACCAACCCAUAAAGUCACCGGCGGUUGGACAAAGCCAGUGGUUGGGAACUUUGAAUGAAAUAGCAAAAUAUAUUCUUCUUCUCAAUCAUGAAUUUCAGUAUCCCUUCAUACUUACAUUUCCACUUUCUUUCCAAACCAUAUUACCAAUGUUUAGUUUUUCAUCCUAUCAUCACCACUACAUUAUUUCGACCUCUGCCACUGAUCUUUCUAUUUUCAACUCGUCUUGACAAUGUGAUAUGGCAACAUGGGCCAACGGACAUUUGUGACAGACUCUACAUUGAUAAUGACUGAGUGGCUAGUGUUAGUUGUUAUGAUAGCUCUUGUCCUAAAAAGUCAUAUAAGACCGUGGUCUGGGUAAUAAAUAACUGUAUGAUGCGAUUUAUUUAAUGUCCAAUAUAUGAAAAUUUACAUUCUCUUUUUCUAAUUAAGAAAAUUACUUUUCCUUUCGUUCCUAUUUUUCUCUAGGCAGAGAAAUGGAAACAGAUGAAACUUCUACUACUUCAUACUAUAUUAGUCUUAUGGUCCUUUCAUAGUUUUAAACCCGAGGAAUUUCUGUCUGAAAGUUUUGCAAAAAAGAAUUACUUUCAAAAAUUUAUCUACCUGUCAAUCGCGUGUUUUGGUUUUCGUCAAAAGUUCUAUUUUGCUUGGACUCUUAGUUGUCUAUCAAAUUUAGUCGCAGGUUUUGGAUUUUCUGGAUUUAAUAGUGAAGGCGAACCGGAAUAUCGUCUGGCUACUAAUAUUUACUUUUUGCCUAUUGAGCUUGGUACAAGUACAAAAACAAUCAUAGAUUCUUGGAAUACAGCAACAACACGUUGGUUACGUGAAUGUAUAUAUGAUCGUGUACCAAAACGUUAUGCUGUUUGGGCAGUUUUCGUUGCAUCAGCCAUGUGGCAUGGUUUCUAUCCAGGUUAUUAUCUAGUUUUUGUAUCUGCAGCUCUAAUCACAGUGACAGGAAGAGUUUGUCGAAAACAUCUCCGGCCGUAUUUUUUUCGUUCAUCUGGAUUACAUUGUUUCUAUAAUGUACUAACUAAUUUAGGCGCUAUGUUAUGCUUAAAUUAUUUGGGUGUACCGUUUCUUCUAUUGACUACUGAUAAAGUUUUGCAUUUUUGGAGACAAAUGCACUUUAUUGGACAUAUUGGACCAUUGGCUUUAAUUAUUGGCGUUCCUUUAUUAUGUGGUAAACCAGGAGAAAUAUAAGAAUAUAAACUAAUGAUAAGAUGAUAUGGAUUUUAAAAAAGAAUUUUAAAUAAAUAUUCUUCAUAUAUUCACAAAUGUACUUGGUAAUAAUAGAGGAAAAGUAAGGAUGAGCCGAUGAUAUCGGCUGAUGAAUCAUAUUUUCUUUUCUUUUUUUUUCAAUGUUAUUACUAUUCCGUGUUUAUGAAGAACAAAUACAGGUUAUUUGUUUGUCUAUUAUAUUUGUAUUUUUACUUAAAGUAAUUCCGUUUAAGUCUCAACAUAUACGUUACUUUAUUGUUAAUGAUAAUAAUAAUAAUACGAUUUUCCGUACUAUUUAUUAUUAUUAAUAACAAACAGAAUAAGACCCUUCAUGCAUAUGAACACACACAUACAUGUGCGUUUUGUCAGCCAAUAUUCUUCAUAUCAUACUACAUUUACUCUAUUCUCAUUAGUAUUAAUAAUGGCGUCAUUUUAUUAUCCCCAGCUUUUUACAACUGACCUCAAAAGUAUGUUUUCUUGUUUGGUUUUAUUUUUUUGUUCUUCAUUAUUCAUUGUCCACAAUGUAUGUUUAUUAUUUUGUUACUACUUAUAUCUGUUUAAGUUGUAAAAGAGCGUAUAUAUAUAUAUAUAUAUAUAUAUAUAUAUAUAUAUAUAUAUAUAUAUAUAUAUAUAUGUGUUUAUGUAUAAAUUUAUCUCCUGAUAUUCAUGUACUAUUUUGUUACUUUUUUUGUGUGUUAGUGGUUAACACAUUACAAUUUGUUGUUUACAAAACUGGCAUAUGAUAAGAUAAUAAAAUAAGACGCAGUCUA
Messenger RNA from Schistosoma haematobium, 7040 nucleotides. Its product is annotated as Lysophospholipid acyltransferase 1, variant 2. Gene Ontology annotation, cellular component: membrane. Bases 5539 to 6252 code for a protein of 237 amino acids. NCBI's taxonomy places the organism in Eukaryota, Metazoa, Platyhelminthes, Trematoda, Strigeidida, Schistosomatidae. The record is from RefSeq and is a predicted model, not a curated record. Gene Ontology annotation, molecular function: acyltransferase activity. Gene Ontology annotation, biological process: lipid modification. The transcript is spliced from 8 exons.